Messenger RNA from Lactuca saligna, 1095 nucleotides. The record is from the annotation of a GenBank genome assembly. NCBI's taxonomy places the organism in Eukaryota, Viridiplantae, Streptophyta, Magnoliopsida, Asterales, Asteraceae.
AUGGGAGACAUGGAAUUUGCUAAGGUCCACAACUCUGCCAUUUUUCUCGAAGACCCUAAUGCAGCUCACAAUGACUUAAAGUUCAUUGUUGAUGGUUUGAAGAUGUCUUGCCUGGUCCAUGCUUUAGCCACAUGUCCUAUAAUUUAUCAGAAUCUGAUCAAGGAUUUCUGGAGGAGCGCAGUUGUGAAAAAGAAUAAUCAUGGUGAAAAGUUCAUUGAAUCGAAAAUUGAAGAAAAGAAAGUUCAAGUGUUAGAGAGCAUGAUUCGGGAAUCUCUCCAAAUAGACGACAUAUCUGAGUACACUAUGGAGAUUGACAUUCAUCAAACCGAGGAUGUCUUAGAACACAUGGGGAGAUCAGGUGCAAAUGAAAUCUCCCUGGUUAACACAGGAGCAAUCGCAGCCUUGGCUGUAGGAUUUGAUUUCAACUUCUCCAAGUUCAUAAUGCAUGAGCUGAUUCUAAACCUUGAAGUCAGCAAGGGGGAUAAAUUCUUGAUGUACCCAAGAUUUUUUCAAAUCAUCUUCAAUGUGAUGCAUCCUGAGCUGCGGAGAGGCAAUGAAACCUUGGAUCUCAAAUCCGUUGGUUCAAGUGCUUUUGGGCUAAUGAAACAAAAGAGAGGAGAGCGGUCCAUCCCUAUGGAAUCUGAAGACAUUGUUCAUUCAACUUCCGAGCUAGAAAUUGAGGAGGUUCAUGAUUCUCCUUCAGUCGUUGUGGCUGAGGAACAUGAUCAUCAGAAAGAAAAUGAAACAUUAUCUGCUCAAGAGGAUGAUGAUGAUGAUGAUGAUCGUUAUGAUGAUGUAGAGUUUUUUAAGGAAAUUGAUUUUACAAGGAUUAGUGAUCACAUCCCGACAAAUAUAGAAUUUGAUCUUGAUGAUGAAGAAUUCGGUCCUUUUCUUGGAAUCGCCAGCAGAUGUCCUAAUAAAGUCAAUGAAGUUGCUUCUUCAGCAACCAAGACUAGAGAAGAAGGAAACGUUGUCAAAAUUUUGCUCUCUACAUCAAAACCCCUGGAGGUUGCAUCAAGCCAAGGAGAUGUGAGAUUAGAGAUUCCUCCCUUUGUGUCAUCCAUCUCAACAUCUGCUCCAAUUGCUUCUAACUAA